CCAGGUUAUUCAGUACAAUUUAUAAGCUUAGUUUACGAACUGGUCCCUACUAUUUAUAGCAACAGCCAAUCAAAUUAUCGAUAUACUAAUUAACAAUCAUACAGGGUUAAACUAAUUAACUGUAUUAAGGUACAAGUCAGGUGACAAGGGAUCACAACAUAACUGGUCUACACCUCAUACUCCAAUAGUCAUGGACCAUGAAGCUGACACUGACUAUAAUACGGCUUUAGAGAAAUUGAUGAAAGAAUGUCUGCCUCCAAUACUGGUGGAAAUUGUUGAUAAAAGACCUUUAGAUCCAAUACAAUACAUGGCAGAUAGUCUUUACAAUUAUAAGAAGAAAACAGAGAGAAGUUUGGAAAAUAACAGUCAAGUUAAUACAUUAAGUCAUAACCAGUUGAAAUCAAAUCAUCAAAGCGUUGAACAAAAUGAAAAGCCAGUGUCCAACGAUUUCAUACCUUCAAAGAAAAUCACGCUAGAUGAUUAUGAAGAUUUAGAAACUGUUAAUAUCAGAAUCAAAUUGCAUCAGGAUUGUUUAGAUAUCUUCACAGACAUUGGUGACAUUUUUGAUGAAGAUGAUAUCUCUUGACAAGAAGAAUUAAGUGAGUUUAAAGGUGUCAUUUCGUGCUUGUUAAAAGAAAUAAAAAACAGCAUUUAAAUAAGCCGACUUUCUGUGACAUUUGAGCUGUCAUUGUGCAACAUAUGAAGCUGUCAUUCUGAGACAUUUGAAGCUGAUAUUCGUGACAUCUGAAGCUGAUAUUGUGUUACAUUUGAAGAUGAUAUUGUGUGACACCUGAAGCUGAUGUUAUGUGACAUAAAAACUUGAUAUUGUGUGACAUCUGAUGAUCUGAAGCUGACAUUGUAUGACAUCUUAAGCUGAUAUUGUGUUACAUUUAAACCUGACAUUGUGUGACAUUGUCUGAGAUCUUAAGCUGAAAUUGUGCAACAAUUGAAGCUGAAAUUGUGACAUCUGAAACUGACAUUGUGUGACUUGAAAAGCUGAUGUUGUGUGACAUUUGAAGCUGACUUUGUGUGACAUGAGAAGCUGAUGGUGUGUAACAUUAAUCUGAACUUAAAGUUGUGUGACAUUCUUGCUGAUCUUGUGUGACAUUUGAAGCUGCCUUUGUGUGACAUUUGAAGCUGCCUUUGUGUGACAUUUGAAGCUGGCUUUGUGUGACAUUUGAUUGAUUUGAAGCUGACAUUAUGUGACAUUUGAAACUGAUAUUGUGUAACAUUUGAAGUUGACAUUAUGUGACAUCUGAAGCUGACAUGUGGUAUUUGAAGCAUGCAGUAAUAUAGGCAUUUAAAACAGACAUUUUAAAGCUCGCAGUCACAUUGGAAGCGGACAUUUCUUGAAGGAAAUAAGAAUGAAGUGGCAUUUAAAGCUUGCACUCACAGUGACAUUUGAAGCUGAUAUUUGAGUCAUUAUUUGGGCCAUUUUUGAGCUCACAUAGUCCCUCUGUUACAAAAAAAGACAUUGAAAAAGGGCAUUUGAAACAGAAAGGAACAAAAAAUGAAAGAAACUAGAACUGUGUCCAAAGGACACAGAUGCCCCCACUGUGCAGAUGUGCUCGUAAACAAGAGCAUGCAUAUCUGUAUGUAAGAUUUUUAUGUGGAACUUUUUAUUAAAAUCUGCCAUCCGGUUUAA
Ruditapes philippinarum (Manila clam) is the source of this 1645-nucleotide messenger RNA. RefSeq lists its product as uncharacterized. NCBI's taxonomy places the organism in Eukaryota, Metazoa, Mollusca, Bivalvia, Venerida, Veneridae. The transcript is spliced from 3 exons. The coding region runs from base 191 to 586 and encodes 131 amino acids. The record is from RefSeq and is a predicted model, not a curated record.